Penicillium macrosclerotiorum is the source of this 2670-nucleotide messenger RNA. RefSeq lists its product as uncharacterized. The record is from RefSeq and is a predicted model, not a curated record. The coding region runs from base 1 to 2670 and encodes 889 amino acids. The transcript has 3 exons. NCBI's taxonomy places the organism in Eukaryota, Fungi, Ascomycota, Eurotiomycetes, Eurotiales, Aspergillaceae.
AUGUAUACCCCGCCGCGUUUGAGCCAUGAAGUCUCAUGGCUGAGAGACCAGUCUCCCGUCCAUGUUGAGGCGCGGACACCUCAACACUCCAAAACACCAGAAAACGGGACUCCAACUUUGGUGAACCCUGCUUCUACUUUAUUGCAGGAUCUCUUAAAAGAGCAGCGUGCCCACCGUGGUUCUCGAGGAAUUAUAUCAGAUGAUUGGGUCGAUAGCGCACCGCGAACACCCGAAGGCCCGCGAGGACAUGAAGGAACCGAGUCGGAAAAUCCCCGGAAAAUCAACGAUGUGUUCGCCGCAGGGCUGCGGCAACCGAAGGAGAUGGGUAUGCGAGAGAUGGAUCAGUACGUUUCAAAAAUGAACAAGUUGAAUUUCGACUUGAAAUUGGAGAUCUUCCACCGCACGCAGCAAAUGAGCACGUUGGAGAAGAAAUUGGCGCGCAUGCAGGAGAUGGAGGAGGAGCUGCAACAGAUGCACCGACUAGAAGAGGAAGUGGAGGAACUCCGAGCCGCCGAAAAAGAGAAUUGCAGCUUGAGGGAGGCGAAUGCGCAGCUUCAAACAGAGCUCGACAAGCGUAAUGUGGCAGUCACUGAGGCUGUCCAGUUAAUCUGCCAGCUGGAAGCAAAGAUCGAGGAGCUAGAGUCUGGGGGACGAACAUCUCAGAUGUCCAUGAACCGGCUGGUACUUGAUGGUCCGCAAGCUACGACCCCGAAGGCUCAGACUGCCAUCCAAAUUCCCGAGAGGUCUUCGUCCAAACGAGGAUCCGCUACAAAGACUCGUUCAAUCCAACAGAGAUCCUCUGAAUUGCAUCAGAUCACUAAGGCUCCCUCAUUCUUACGAACCGACAAUCACAGCACUGCCACUCUGCGCAGUCUUUAUGCUCCAGAUAUCAAUCACUCAUGCACCGGUAUGAGUGAGCUCACCAAAUCCGAAAGUUUCCAUACCAUGAACAUGACGGAAGCUGGCUCGCCUAGACUCAGUGUACUUAGCGAGUGCAGUGAGCUCAACCCAUUCGACACACCGUCACGAUUCCAUGAAUUUGAUAAACUGGAUAUUCCAGUACGUAAAGCAUCGUCCACCACAGGCAGCUUGGAUAGCUAUAAUCCAGCAGAACGGGACGAGAAGGAGGACCAAAUAGGUCGUUGGAUGCAAUCGGGGCCGGAUAUGUCCCAGACCAUCAUCCGACGACGACAGAACCGGGCAAUGUCUGAUGCGUCGAAGGGCAGUGUACCCGCCUUUAUCGGCGAUCUGUAUUCAAGCAAGCCUCGUGGUCGUCCACGUCUCGACGCUGGGCUUUUUGGGGGCGCCCGACUCCCUCCAACCCCAGAUACAAUGAGUACCGCAUGUGCCCCAGUCAACAACGGGUCAAACGGUAGUAUUGCAGCCCAAAAGAGUCCCAAGGUAGAACGAGAAGCAUGGUUCGCAGGACCACCCAUUGACCGCCAUCGCUCUGCCGGUGAUCUCAUUACCAAACGCAGCUUCAAUGGCAGCGAAGUCUCAGAUAGUAUGCAGACAAACUGCAGCGAUACCCCUCGCCUCGGGGCUACAAAUGAUGGCUCCCCGACCUUCUUGCCUUUCAACUCCUUUAAUCAUGUGGCCUCUAAGGCCAGCGAAUUGCUCGGCCCUGGAAGUCCCAAUAACCCGGCUGUCAAAUCCUUCACUGAUCUUUGUCACCAAGAUGGCGGUGAUAAAGCCGCCCCUCUGACUAUCAAUCGCGGUCAUACUCCUACCAAGGUUAUGACACCAGAACCGGACCUUGUUGACAGAUGGAAUACACCCUCGCCGCCUUUAACGCCGACCGAUUGGGUUGCAGCUGCAAAACAAGCUCCUCGCUCCCGCAAACACCCUGACCUGCCGCGAAAUGUCAUCAGUCAAGCCGCCUUUCAUGACGAUCAUAGCGUUAUUUCCAAUAUAACUGAGCCUGACGGCCCGGGGAUCCCAACCCUGGAUAUGAAUAUCCUUGACAUUCUGGAACAGCCAUUUGCUGAAGUACCUAUUUCACCUCAAGUCCAGAAUGAACCUGAACCGGAGCCGCGUCGACGCUUCAGUUUCCGACCAGCGUUCUUCAAACGUUCUAAUACUGGCCAAAGCCCCCAAUCUUCACCCAUCGCCAAUGACUUUGCAGACGAGGAAGAUGACGGUGCCCCGUCUCCCAUAAUACCGAAAACCCGUAAUGCGGGUGGUGCUCGGCGACGCCCCGUGUCCCAAAUAAUAGUUCCUUCCACCGACCUCUAUUCGUCUAGCUUGCCUAUCACCAAAGUUGCUUUCGAUGAUAACUUCACCUCGAGACCUUCCAAUCAGUCCCUCGUGGAGACACGAGAAAAGCUCGCAUCUCUAGAAAACGGUGCUGCGACUAUCUCCGGACGACCUACGACAUCCCACAGCAUGGAAAACCACAAACGUCGCAGCUCGUUUGGCAUCUUUGGGUGGAUGAAGGGUGUAAGCGGAAAGCGCUCCGAGCCCGCAACUCCUGCUUUUCCAGACAAAUUUAACGAGCAGGAACCUCGCGCUCCAUCGCAUCUGGCACAAGACGAUCCUGCCCCUCGUUCAGCAACCCCAGACUCGAUCAUGGAUGCCUCUGUUGUCCGACCUCGCUCUCAGACAACAAUGCAUUCUGAGGAUCACGGUCGGCGCCCCAGAUACAUGGGUCGCCGAUCUCGUCGGCUAUAA